AAGGGGCGGCCGCGAUGGCCCUAUCCGCUGCGGCAACACAAGAAACGGCGCAACUAACUGGCGGACGCUCUAGGUUGGUCUUUCCGGGUCCUUCCACGCUUCGCUGGUAUUCCUGCUGAGCCCCAGCGUGAAUCCGAGGGAGAGGCGGAAAGGACCCUCUAAUCAAGCAGGUCUGCAGAACGGCUAAGGCGUGUCGGGCGCUUUCCGCGUGCCGGGCGCUUUCCGCGUGCCAGGCGCUGCGCGAACAGCUCUCCAAGCGUUAACUGACUUUUCUGCGCACCAGCCCCGUGAGGAGCAGAAAUGAGUGAAAGCAACUGGCAGAGUAGAAGACAUGAGAGAAGGAACCACCGGCAGUACCCUUGGUUCAGGCAACAUGGUUCUAAUAGGUGUAACACGAGGCCACAGCAACGCCUGCAGGAUUCCGGCCACGGCGAUGACGAGGCCCCGUCGACUUCAUCCAGCACAGCUGGCAGUUCUUCCGUGCCAGACCUACCAGGGUAUUACUUUGACCCGGAAAAGAAUCGCUACUUCCGCUUGCUCCCUGGACAUAACAACUGCAACCCACUCACAAAGGAGGGCCUCCGGCACAAGGAGAUGGAGAGCAAAAGGCUGCAGCUGCUGGAGGAGGAAGACAAGCAGAGAAAGAAAAUAGCCAGGAUGGGAUGUAAUGCAUCUUCCUUGCUACAAAAAAACAAGCUGGGUUUUCUCAAUGUCACCAGUUAUUGCCGUUUAGCCCAUGAGCUGCGACUGAGCUGCAUGCAGAGGCAAAAAGUCCAAAUUCAGAGCUCGGAUCCCUCCGCUUUGGCAAGUGACCGAUUUAACCUCAUACUGGCGGAUACCAACAGUGACCGGCUCUUCACAGUGAAUGAUGUCAAAGUCGGUGGGUCCAAGUACGGCAUCAUCAGCCUGCGCGGUCUGAGACCCCCCACGUUCAGGGUGCAUAUGCAUGAAAACCUCUACUUCACCAACCGGAAGGUGAACUCCGUGUGCUGGGCCUCACUGAAUCACCUGGAUUCCCAUGUUCUCCUGUGCCUCAUGGGGAUCGCAGAGACUCCAGGCUGUGCCACCCUGCUCCCAGCCUCGCUGUUUGUCAGUAGUCACCCAGGAGACCGGCCUGGCAUGCUGUGCAGUUUCCGCAUCCCCGGGGCCUGGUCCUGCGCGUGGUCCCUGAACAUCCAGGCAAAUAACUGCUUCAGUACAGGCUUAUCUCGGCGGGUCCUGGUGACCAACGUGGUGACGGGACACCGGCAGUCAUUUGGGACCAGCAGUGAUGUCUUGGCCCAGCAGUUUGCUGUCCUGGCUCCUCUGCUGUUUAAUGGCUGUCGUUCUGGGGAGGUCUUUGCCAUUGAUCUGCGUUGUCGAAAUCAGGGCAAGGACUGGAAGGCCACCCGCCUCUUCCACGACUCAGCAGUGACUUCUGUGCAAAUCCUCCAAGAAGAGCAAUCCCUGAUGGCGUCCGACAUGGCUGGAACGAUCAAGCUGUGGGACCUGAGGACCACUAAGUGUCUGAGGCAGUACGAAGGUCACGUGAAUGAGUAUGCCCACCUGCCCCUGCACGUGCAUGAGGAAGAAGGAAUCGUGGUGGCAGAGGAUGCUGAGAAGAGAAAUUAAGGUCAUUGUAAGGAACUGAAUCCUGGACGUUUUAACACCAUCCCUGUGAGCCCAUGAUCUGUAUUACAGGAGCAGAGCUGUCCAGCCACUACACCCCUUUGAAAGGAGUUACAAGUGGAUCACAGAUGAUGCUGUUUCUGGGCUAUAGAAUAUUCUGAUGGCAUGAAAGAUCAGUGGCGUUACGUAUGAAAUAGUAGGCCCUUGGCAUUAAGGAACGUGUUCUCAGUCUUCGCGCAUCCUCCAAUUUGCUAAUAUUCCUAUAGAAAGUACUUACUCCGCAUGGAGCUUUUUUGGCUAAGCAGCAUCACUUUGUUAGAACUUUCUUAGGCUCAUUUACUGCUCUCACCAUCACCAGCAGUUAGCUACCUUUGUAAGUCUGUUUUCCACCAGCUUUCCCUCAGAAGGGUUUGUGUGUGCUGCAUCAUAGAGAAGAGGUCAGCCUUGUUGAGGGGCAGGUAUGGGUAGAGGGCCAGCUGUAGUCGUCAGUGAACCACGCGGCCUGAGUUCAUCUGCGGUUGAUGCGGUACCGACAGUCUAAAGUCACUUUCUGGUCAAGAGCAAGUGUGAACUCCCUGAAUGCUGAAGGUCUCUUUCCUCCAGGAUCUCUGGUAGCACGUAUCAUGUGUCUGGGCUGCCCUCACCAAUGGUGUUAGGGGUCACAUUCCUCAGAACUUUGAGCCCUGACGACUCUAACUGGUCUCAUGAACUGAACCGUUGGAUGAGAAAGAGCUCUGGGGAGAGCUGUCACCUGGUUUGUCCCCAGGGUGUAAUGAAAAGAGAUCUUCCUGGUUACUUUUUGUUUCAUAAAAAGGAAGUGAGCUUUAUGUCAUCUAGACCGGUUGGGCUGGGCUCCCUCUUGAAUAGCCCUUGACACCAAGAGAAGCAGAAUACCCACCUGUUAGCCAGGGUGCCCGCUGAGCCAUCCGAGGGGUCACACAGCCAGCCAGUGUGUCUUCUUGCUUUGAAUACCUUCAGCCAGUUAUGGUUCUAGAGGGUGACCUGUAACUUUGCUUUUCUAAAGUGCAUAUUAUCAGUAGAAGUAAUUUCCGUUCGUGAGUUUGUGUUUUGGCUUCCAUGGAAGAAUCAAGAGAAGCCAUGUCCAGAAGUUCCCUCCAUUCUCCCACUGACCUACCAUGUCUUCCCUCUU
Molecule: messenger RNA, 2758 nt
Organism: Equus caballus (horse)
Lineage: Eukaryota; Metazoa; Chordata; Mammalia; Perissodactyla; Equidae
Gene: DCAF4
Product: DDB1 and CUL4 associated factor 4
Cellular component (GO): Cul4-RING E3 ubiquitin ligase complex
Molecular function (GO): protein binding
Source: RefSeq, a predicted model, not a curated record